AGAGAGUGGGGUAUUGGUGCUUACUAGGGGCAGGCGUGGUUUCACUGGGUAUAUAUAACAGUGGGAAUACUGUUUAUUUACCCUCUACAUUGAAUUCCUUGGUCUAAGAGUUUCUCUUUCCUGCUAGGAACCAACCAUGACUUUCUACAGGCACUCAGGCCCACGUAGCUAUCUCAGCUCCAUCAUGACCGAGCGCUUCAACUGCUUCUACUGCAGAGAUGAUCUGCAUGGCAAAAAGUACAUCAUGAAGGAUGAAAAGCAUGUGUGUGUGCGCUGCUUUGACAAGCUGUGUGCCAACACUUGUGCAGAAUGCCGUCGACCUAUAGGAGCUGACGCUAAGGAGCUGACCCAUAAGAACCGCCACUGGCAUGAGGACUGCUUCCGCUGUGCCAAGUGCUACAAGCCACUGGCCAACGAGUCUUUUGCAGCUAAAGAUGAUGGCAAGAUCAUGUGUGGGAAGUGUGGUGCCCGUGAGGACUCACCCCGCUGCCAGGGCUGUUACAAAGUCAUCAUGCCUGGGUCUCAAAAUGUGGAGUACAAGCAUAAAGUGUGGCAUGAGGAGUGCUUCAUCUGCUUUGAGUGCAAGCAGCCGAUCCGCUCGCAGAGUUUCCUGACCAAGGGGGACGAAUUCUACUGUGGAGCUUGCCAUGAGAAGAAGUUUGCCAAGAACUGUGCCCGCUGCAAGGAGCCCAUCACCUCUGGUGGGAUCAGCUAUCAGGAUAAACCCUGGCACUCUGAAUGCUUUGUGUGCCUCACCUGCAAGAAGCCGCUGGCUGGUGCUCGCUUCACUGCUCAUGAGGAUGAUUUCUACUGUGUGGACUGCUACAAGACCUCUGUGGCCAAGAAGUGCUCUGGAUGUCAAAAUCCCAUCACUGGUUUUGGCAGAGGGACUAAUGUGGUGAAUUAUGAGGACCACACUUGGCAUGAGUACUGCUUUAACUGUAAGAAGUGCUCUCUCUCCUUGGCUCACAAGCGCUUCGUCAUGCAUGAGGAGAACAUCUACUGCCCUGACUGUGCCAAAAAGCUGUAAGACUGCAGAUGAUGUUUCCAGAUUGCAUUUUAUGGAAGUUUCCACCUUAUACUGGUGGCAACUAGAAUUCAUUAUUAGUGCUUUUGGUCUGCUCCUUAAUUGGUGAUUCAAUAAUCAAGCUAAUCAAAGGCAAAAAAACAAACAAAAAAAAAAACAGGGCAAAUAGGAUGGUUUUACUGAUGAUGUGCUGCACAGAUUGAAGCAGACAGUAUUUUUCUUGGUAGAAAAUAGCAAGUGGUGUGUAAUCAGUGUAAUAAAAUUUGCAGUCAGUUCUCCAUUACUUCACAGCAGUACACGAGUGUCUCUGGUGAGAUGCAAUACUGUAAUAAGAUUUUAGAUUCAAUUUAAAUACAUAAAACCACGCAGGCUUUACUGGAAGAUUUGUCAUGCCGCUUUGUGAAAAUGUAUUUUGUCUGUUUAACAUAAUUAACACACACGAGUAUUAUGCUUUUGAAAUUCUGAUGCGACACAUUUAACAUGAAUCCUUUGGCAUGCAACAACAUUAGUAUAUACUUUAUUCAUGGCAUUUAGAGUGAAGUAACAAUGAAUCUGAACAAUAAAUUUCAAGCUUCAACUAAA
Messenger RNA from Tachysurus vachellii, 1609 nucleotides. RefSeq names its product four and a half LIM domains 1a (gene fhl1a). Gene Ontology annotation, biological process: muscle organ development. Bases 137 to 1030 code for a protein of 297 amino acids. Lineage: Eukaryota; Metazoa; Chordata; Actinopteri; Siluriformes; Bagridae. Gene Ontology annotation, molecular function: transmembrane transporter binding. The transcript has 6 exons. The record is from RefSeq and is a predicted model, not a curated record.